Lymnaea stagnalis (great pond snail) is the source of this 6830-nucleotide messenger RNA. The record is from the annotation of a GenBank genome assembly. NCBI's taxonomy places the organism in Eukaryota, Metazoa, Mollusca, Gastropoda, Lymnaeidae.
UCAAGCAACAUGUCAAAAGGAAAAGUCCCCAUCAUGUCCACAGCAGGUGCUAUACCUGUACGAAAUGAAAAAGGUAAAGUCAAAUUAACUUCUUGUUUUAACUACAAUUUAGGACUUUUAGCAGGAUUUUAUGCAGUUUGAUAAUUUUAAAACAUUUAGACCUUAUCAUGCCUUAUGUAAAACUAUAUCAUUUUAAAAAAAUGAAAAAUACAAUUUUUUCAUUAUAAUGUUUAUUUUGUUGUAUUUUUUCAAUAUCCAUACUUAAACUAUCAUUCACUUCAUUGAAUGAAUCAUUGUGUUAAUCUUUAAAACUUUGUAGGUGAGCUCACUAUGGAAAAGGUGAAAGUCACUCGGUACAUGCGAGGUCAAAGGCCAGAGUUUGCACCAGAGAGUGAUGAUGAAGAAGAAGUAGAAGUAACUACUGGUUUUCAAUCACGAGUUCGUGCUCCUCAAGUUGAUGACAGAAAAGAAGAUGAUGAUGAAAUUGAAAAAGAGAGCCAGGAGGUUCAGGAUCGAAGGCUAAGGAGACUCCAGCACAGAGAAAGACAAGACAGUGAUGAUGAGGAAGACAGGUGAAAAAAAAUUCUAGUUUGCUUGAGAAAUAUGAAGAAAUUAUAUCAUAAAUUUAAAUAAAAGUGAAUUUACUUAAAUAAAUACCAGCAGUUUUGACAAUUUUCUGAGUAGCUUAAAGAGUUCUGAGUUCAGCUUAAAGAGUCAUUCUUAUUCCCCUCUACCUUGAAAUAGAAUUACUUCAACCCCAGGCCUUAAAGUUGCACCUUUAUGUCGCACUGCUUUUGGGCAAGGCAACAUUGGCAAAUAAUUAUCACAACAAUGUCAUUUUAUUAACUUGUUUCUUAUCUAGGGUUACUCGUCAUCGUAGAGAAGUUGUUGAGCCAGAGGUCAUUGCAGAGGGUUCAGAUGAUGAGAGCCGUCCUAUUAGAAGGAGGCGUGCUGAUGACAGCAGUGAGGGAGAGGAGGAUGAAGAGGAAGAAGAAGAGUUAGAUGAAGAGGUCCUUAACUUUUUUCUUACUCCUGCAAUUCCAUUAUAAGUCAUUCUAUGCCUGUAUGGUUUUUACUAGUGUAAAAGAUUAAACAAUAACAAAUCAUAUUUCUUUAACUGCCAUUUUUCAUCAAUGUAUUUUAAGUAUUUAUUUUUCAUUGACCUUGACCCCCUUGUUCUUCAUUCCAUGACAAUUUUGUCCUUUUAAUUUUUAUGUGGUUUAUUUCAUUAAAAAUAUUUUUUUUCAGGAAAUUGAAAGACGCAGAGCAAUGAGGAAGAUAAAAGUGAUACAACAACGGGAUGAAGAGGUGAAGAAAAAAUAGUUUUGUUUGAUGGCACUUUUAUGGUGAUUUUAUAAUUCAGCAAUCUGACCCCAAGGAAUAUGGGAAUAACUGCCAUGAUAUCCGUUGUAUAAAUUAAUGGUUAUUAUGUUUGCAGUUUCUAUCAUAAGAUUGCUUAAGGUGGUUUUUUUAAAGGACUAAUGGACAUGAGGAGGAGGAGGAAAAAAAGCUGUGAUAUCAUUUAAUAAUAAUUUGUAUGACCUAUUUAAGACAAUGUUAAUCAUAAACUAAUUGACUAAAGUAGUUCCAAAGAGAUGAAGAUAGGGUUACAGCUAAUAUCAUGUUUAUCUAUGCAGGAGGUGAUGGAUGUGGAAGAUGAAAAGAGAGAUGAGGAAGAAUCUGAGGAAGAGUCAUCUGAAUAUGAGGAGUACACAGACUCAGAGGAAGAAGCUGGUCCAAGACUGAAGCCAGUCUUUGUGAGAAAGUAAGACUUUGAAGUUUGAUAAAUAUUGAUGUUUCAUCCCUUAACACCGUUGCGGAGUUGUCACAUCAAGGUCUUCAGUUUUCAUUAAAGCCAUCUAAUUAUAAGUAAGAGUGUUGGACUGCGAUAAAGCUUUCAAGUAGAUUAAUGAGACACAAACAAUAUGUGUAAAUAAAACAAUAUUUGUUCAGCUUUAAUAAUGAUCGUACAGAAUACAAAUGUUAACAUUUCAUCAGUACAAAAAACAAAGAAAAUAUUCAUAAAGUGUUAAGUAAACUUAUAUAAUAUAUAUCCAUGUAUCCUACCUAAAAAUGAGAGAAAAGAAUAAGAAGAGUGGGUGCAUGUCCCUGACAAAAACAAAGUUCAGAAGAGCGGAAAGGAAGUGAGUGGAAGUAAAAUUUAAAAACCAAACAGGAACUCUAACUUUUUCAGUUAAUCUUUUUCUUUUACCCCAAGUUCCAUCCUUGUAAAAGAGACAAAGUAUAAUGUUGUUGUUUACAUUAUGUUUCACUUGAUCAGAAAAGACAGAAUAACAGUGCAAGAGAGGGAAAGAGAAGAAGCUAGAACUAAAGAGUUGGAGGUGGAAGCUAAAAAACUGGCGGAGGAGAGGAAACGACAGACCAUCAAAGUUUGUAAAGUUGACAUGUUUUUAGCACUUUGAAAGUUUUAGUGACCUACUAUCUGUCAAUUUCAUAUGGUCAGCUAGUAUAAAUUUUAGUGACCUACUUACUGUUAAUUUCAUAUGGUCUGUUGGUAUACAUUUUAGUGACCUACUUUCAUAUGGUCAUUGUGUAUAGCAAGGGUAUCAGAUUCAACUACUUAUAUUUCUGUGUCACAGCAUGUUACAGAGCAGAAAUUAACCACACAGCUUAGUCCAUAAGGGGGAUUUUAAUAUGAAAAUGGAGGAUCUUUAUACACCUUAAAUACUUGUUCUAAAGACGACUUACAAAAAAUAAAUAAUGAUACUGGUGAGUAAGAAGGGCGAUCAGCAUACAGGCUGGUCACGAGAGGAUAUAAAUAAUCUAUACAUUUUCAGAUGAGAAGCAAAGAUCGUAUUACAAGUUUAUGUGUAGCCAUGAUUAGAAAAUAAUUCCCAACUUGUCUUCCAAAUUAAAGCAAAAGUUUGGCACUGAAAAAAAUGUUCCUUUUGCUUCUUUCUUAUCACUAUUAAGUAGCUGCAGUUUCAUUCAGCCUUUUUAAAAUUCACCAAUUUGACAGAGAAGUUUGUUGUGAACUAGAUAGUUUUAUGUGAUCACAGAUGGCAAAUCAAGAAAUGAAGAGAGAACUGGAAGAGGAGAAGAGUCUGCAGCAAGCUUGUGAUGGCAUUGACUCAGAUGAAGAUAAUGAUGAAGAAGAAUAUGAAGUGUGGAAAGUCAGGGAACUCAAGAGGAUAAAGCGAGACAGAGAAGAGCGAGAAGCGUAAGUGGCUAGUGUUGGAAAUUAAACUGCAUUUGUAUUCCUUUUGAGACAAAUUAAAUUAUGAAAGUAUUUUAUUUCUUUUGUAAAUAAAAAUUGUCUAUCAUGGAGAUCUGCCUAGUGAACACUAAAUACUUGUAAGAUGAUCAAUUUCUAUCAUAAGGUCAGGGUAUUGUCACAUAAAUAUCACUUUGAAAAUACUACUUAAGAAUUACAUAACAUCCAUAUAUGAUAUAUGUUUAUAUGUUUCUUCUGAUUAAUGAAGAUGCUUUUGCCUCUGCUCAAUAAAAGUCUGCACCUAAUAUCUAAAAAUACUGAAAAUGAAUACUGUAACUAAUGAUAUGAAAAUGAGAAAAAUUAUGAUACACCUGUUUCUUGUAGGAUUUUAUCAAGUGAAUCCUACUCUGUUCUCUUUCUUGACUGCAACUAUAGCAAAUCCAUGCAUUUAUUGAAACAUGAUAGUCUAUCACAGAUUCAAGGUCUUAGUCUUAGUCCUUUUACUUUUACUUAGACAAAAUAAUCUUUUUAGUAUAUCAUUAUCAAAAUAAAAUGCUUUUUACAAAGAUUUAGUAACUUCUGUUUAUUUUAAAGCUGUCCAUAUUAUUGUGGUCAUAAAUGAAACUUUCAGGACUGACAAAGAGAAAAUGGAGGUUGAACGACUUAGAAACAUGACUGAAGAAGAAAGACGACAGGAGUUGAGGCAGAACCCCAAACAAGUCAUUAACAAAGCACCUAAAGGAAAAUACAAAUUCCUGCAAAAAUACUAUCAUCGUGGUGCUUUCUUUUUGGUAAGUUUAUCACAGUUACGUGCCAUAAAUGUUAAAGAUUAAAAGUUUUACACUUAUUUUAUAUACACACAGGAAAUUCGUUCAUUCCCUUUCCUUAAUCAAUAAGUAGGGUACAAAUUAUGUCAAAUGUAAUUUUAAAUCAUGCCCUUUUUUUGUUUGACUGAUGAUGGCAUGUGGCUUGAAUGUCUUAAUUUUAAUUAAAGCUCAACUAUACUGUUACCUCUCCAAAAAUUUCCACAAUUAGUUAAUCUCUGAAAGUAUAUACCCCUGUGAUUCUUUAUUAGAAUUGUUGUAACAUACACCAAAAAUAAAUAUUAGCUGUCUAUUAAAUUUCUCAUGAUUCUUAGUCAUGAUUUUUGUUGUCUUUAACACUUUUUUCUGAAGUUAAAAAAAAACAAAAAACUAAUAAUUUCUUCAGGACAAAGAUGAUCAGGUUUUCAAACAAGAUUUUUCUCAGCCUACAUUGGAAGAUCACUUUGACAAGACAAUUUUACCCAAGGUCAUGCAGGUAAGAAUUAAAAUAAGGAAGUGAAAUUUACUGUAAAAUUUUGAUAAGAAUAUGUACAAGCAGUUAGCAGUGUUACUGGUAUUGUUUAUUUUGGUUAUCUUUAAGAGAGGGUGGAAACAGAAUGCAUCUCAGUUUUAAAUAUUAAAGAAUAAUAAAUAUUUGAAUUUUGUAGUCUAAGAUAAAUGAUACUCGAUGGCUCUCUGUUUCCAAUGCAAAUAUCUGCUAUGCAUUUGCUUUCUUCAUAAACAACAUUCCUGACUUGAUUGGGUUCAUAACUGCUCAUGGCUGAAUGUAUGAUUGCUGUUUUCAGGUUAAAAACUUUGGCAGAUCUGGAAGGACCAAAUACACCCAUCUCCUGGACCAGGACACAACACAGAAAAAUGAAACACCAUGGAUUCAGGACACAGCACAAAAUCUCAAGUUCCACACGGCGAGGGGCGGCGGCAUGAAACAGCAAUUUGAUAGGCCAUCAGCCAAAGUAAAAAAAUGAAAGACUUUUUAAAUGGAAGUAGGUUUUUGUUACAUGAAUUUUAUUAGGUUUGAAUGAGAGGAAAUAGCAAACAUUAAGCAAAUAAACAUAUUUUUUUAAAAUAGGUCACCAUUUCAUCUUUAUUCUGUGAUUCUGGGCAACUAAUUGGCUUGGGUCAAAUCUUGAGAAAAUGGAAUAUUUACCAUGUCAGUGCUGGCUUCUGAAAUGUUUGCUAACAACUAAGUGAAGUAUUUGUAAUAGAUAAAUAUUCCAUUACCGCUGAUUACUUAUCAUCUUAGAUCAGAAAUCCAUAUCCUUUUGUGCAUUAAUUAUUAAGGAUCACAUGGAAGUGGGGCAUCUAUAAAAAAUGUUAUCCCAAAAAUUGCUUUAUAAUUGUAGGGUAUUGUGUUAAUGUUUGGUUGUCCGGGCCAGGCCACACCAUUUGGUGACCUCUGCUGUGGGUGGUUUGUUAAAAAAAAGAAAACUUUAAUAUUAAUUGGUGAUCAUCAUUAAUGACCACAAUAAUUGUAAAUAGAAUUUGUUUUGGUAUGUUUCAGUGCUUUUAAGUUUUUAUUAAAAGGGGUUGAAACUUCAUCUGAGGCACAAGUGUCAACAAUUUUUUUAAAUUUCAUGUCAAUGUUAUUUAAAAAAUAUAAUUUCUUUAAAUAGCUGCUAGCUAUGAAUGCCAGAUGUAUAAUUGACCGUUCAUGUUGUGAUUUUAAAAACUAGAAUGUAUGUUGAUUAAGAAAUGAUAUGUAUGAAUACGAUGUUCUAUUUUAUGGAUUUCAUACUAUUAGUUUAAUUACACGUUGAUCAUCCCUCUUUGUAAAAUUUUAAUAAAUUUCAUUAUUUUAAAACUCUUGCAUGAAAGCGCUGCUGAAGAAUUAUUCAAGACAAACAGAUCUCAUCAAUUUCAAACUUUAUUUUUAAAGAACUUUACAUUGUUGGGAACAAUUACAAAGUUAUCUUCCAAAAUUUUACACGUUUAAUUCAGAAUUUUUUGCAACAUUUUAAUUUUGUUACAGAGUAACACUAAAUAUUUCCCCCAAAUGACCAGCACUGGAUAACUCUGGUCACUGAAAAUUCCAUAAUAUGGAUCAAAGACAAACUUAAAUACUUUACUUUUUUCUUUAAUUAAAGAUUAAAAUUUAACGUAAAAGUUUAGUUUUAUCCCAAAUAUUAAAUUACAAGAAGAAAAAAGCAAAACAUGAAUUACUGAAUAAUGAAUAAGUUAAAAUCCGUAAAAAUGAUUUUUUAACACCUGGUAAUGAUACAAUCAGACCUUAUUACAUAUUUAUUAUUUCCACAGCUUAAAAAUAAUUUCAUUUGUUACAAAUAAAUCUGCACAUCAUUAAGGCACAUUACUGGCUUUUAUACCAAUUGAAUAUUUCAUAGGAAAUGUUUAAUUGGUGGAAAUAUUCAAUUGGUAAAUUUAUUUUGAUUUGAAAUAAUUCAGUGCUAAAUAAAAAUUUUGUUGGCCGAAUUAUAUAACUAUAUUAGAAUGUUAAAGUUGUUUGUGUCAGCCCAGGAUUCAACCGUUUGGAAGUUAUCAAGAUCUUAGCAAAGCAAAACUUUUGAAUAAAAGUAUAAACAUUGUUUACUGCAAUUCUACUGCACGUAGAUAACAUGAAAAUUGCAUACUUUUAAUUCAUAAAAAUUAUACAAAAAAUCUUGGUUUAAAAUGUUUUGCUGGUAUGUAUUAAUGUAAUUGUUCAAAUUUCUUGAUCCAGCAUUAAUGCAUUCUAACAAAAUUUAUACUACCAGUAGUUAAAAGAUACUAUGAUAACAAAAAAAACCCAACCUUUUCCCACCCCAAGGCAUAAGCAAAAUUAGCUAAUAGUUACAAAUAGACCCCCUUAAGUCAUCUAUUAAGAUUUUGAAAUUUUC